AUGUCUCGCAUUCCGAUCAUCUACUGCGGAGCUCAUCCGGACCUGUGCAACCGCAUUGCCGAGUUGAUUGCAGACAAGUAUGAGGUGGUCCACAUCGCCAACACCCGGGCUACUGCUGUAGCUGAGCUGCCUGCCCUGCUGAAGGGAGAAAAUGUGAAGCCAGCUUCUGGCUUGGGCAGUCAGAGUGGAGCCUUGCCUGUCGCAGCUGUCGUUGGGGGGGCUUUUACCAACGAAGACCUUGAGGCUGCGAAGGCGGCAUGUGACCCGGUGAAGCAGAUUCCCUGGUUCAAAAAGGUCCCUGCUGGACCUGGUGCUCCUCUGGCGGAGGUUCUGGCCAAGGGAAUCUCAGAAAAGUUGAGUGAGGAGUUUAAGAGCGGUCUGCCAGCACCUGGGGUUUACUGGUGGUGA
Messenger RNA from Colletotrichum gloeosporioides, 408 nucleotides. RefSeq lists its product as uncharacterized. The coding region runs from base 1 to 408 and encodes 135 amino acids. The transcript is spliced from 2 exons. NCBI's taxonomy places the organism in Eukaryota, Fungi, Ascomycota, Sordariomycetes, Glomerellales, Glomerellaceae. The record is from RefSeq and is a predicted model, not a curated record.